Molecule: messenger RNA, 902 nt
Organism: Topomyia yanbarensis
Lineage: Eukaryota; Metazoa; Arthropoda; Insecta; Diptera; Culicidae
Exons: 1
Coding region: 117-752 (211 amino acids)
Source: RefSeq, a predicted model, not a curated record
ACUCACCUCUCAUUCGCUGUCGGACGUUUGCACCGAGUGGAUCGUAUAUUUUUGCCGCAGCACAAUUCGCGACCGCAAUCAAACCGGUUCCAAACAACCAGUUCAAGUUUUGUACGAUGAAUCGAAAAUUGUUUUUAUUGUUGCUGAUCGCGAUCGUUGCUUCCGUCACCGGUAGACCUCAAAAUACGGCACAAACACCGGCCACGGUUACGGACAGUUCCGCUAUCAGUUCCACGGUACCAGCACCUGCAGAAGAGAGCAAAGUGUCUAAAUUUUUCGACGAUGUUUCGUCAGUGUUUAAACAGGGCACAGCCAAAGUCAAGGAAAGUUUCGAAAGUGCAGCAUCGUCGGUCAAGGAUGGGGUCAUGCGGGGCUAUGAUUACGUCAAAGAUAAACUAACCGGCACCGGAGAUACUACGGCCACUCCAAGCAACAGCAGCGCAGUUUCGUUAACUACAACAGAAGAAAGUGUUUUCGCUAAAGUUUCGGAAAUUGAUACCGUAUCGACACGAUCCACAGGUGCAACAGUCAAUUCGGUUGCCCGAGCAGUUAAUGUGGAACCCAACGACGAGGAAGUCAAGGAUGAGAACGAAGAUCGAUUAAUAUUCAUUGGAGACGAAGAAACAGGGACGGAUCCACCAACGACGACCGAUAAAAAGUUAGGCUUGGACGAUCGAUUCAUCAUCGAUGGACCGAGGGCGUGCAAAACUGGCCAGUCAGUGGUCAACGGGAAGUGUCGAAACACGUUCUAAUUGAGCGAAAUAAAUCAACGCAGUACCGUCUACAAAUCAAGUGUGAUUUUAUAAUUUAAUUCUAUUGUAGAGUAAUUCGUCGCGUCCAAGUGUUUGUGUAGCUUGUGGAAUCGAGUCAAAUAAAUUGAGUUUAUUCUUUUCAAUGAUCAA